Molecule: messenger RNA, 7874 nt
Organism: Paramuricea clavata
Lineage: Eukaryota; Metazoa; Cnidaria; Anthozoa; Malacalcyonacea; Plexauridae
Source: the annotation of a GenBank genome assembly
AGGUCUUGAGGCGAAUACUGGGUUCCAUGGUACCUGUACGAAAGAGGAAUUAUCUCACGACACAAAUACGAUCGAAUCCCGAUCUUUAUGGUGAGUUGUACCUUACUUAUUUCUAUUAUUGUGAAACAUAAACUGAAUCUAAGUUAAAAACCAGGAUUUGGGACAUCUAACAUUCUAACUAAUUACAUUAGUCUAAGUAUAAUUUGAGUAUUGAAAAAUGGCCUUCGAGCAUACUGAUUGGCUCCCUCAGCAGUAACUCUGAGGCAAUAGUUACUGCUAAGACUAAUCUGAGCAGCAACUAUUGCUUUUCAAAAAAAUGGCUGAAAAUCAGACGGAAGUAAAUUCUAUAAAAUAAACACGUAUAUUAGUUGUAUUUAUUAAUAAAACUCUUUCAAUCCUGAAAUUAUACUAAAACAAUUAAUCGCCUCAGGCUCGGUAAUCACAAGCCUAUAUAAUCACAAGCCUUCGGCACAGUGAAUAUAUAGGCUUGCAUCACCUCGCCUUCGGCGACUAGUUGUUAAUUAAAUAGGGAGAGCUAACUGGAUUUAUCAGAGUUAACUGGUUUUUAUUCAGGCAUGCUAUCCUCGAGGCUUAUCCUAGGCCACAGGUUUCUUCUUUUUGAGAUUUGCGCUGAAAUAAAAAUUAAAGUGCCAAUAUCACCUGUGGGACAUUUAUGGGUUUGAAAACAGCGUAAAAAUUAUUUAAUAAGUUCAAAAGAUUUUUUUGAUUUAGUGCAAUAAUUUAGAAGAUACAGGCCUCUAAACUACCUACAGUUCCGGAGUCCCAGGCUUCUAUGCACAAUGGACAGUUUGGAAAAAGGCCAAAUUCAAUAGCCGUGUUUACACCCCAGGAGACUGGGACUCAGGAACAGUCCGUUGUUUAAAGGUCUAUAUCCUCAAAACUAUUGCACUAAGUCAAAAAUUCCUUUGAACUUAUUACUAACUAACUUCUACGCUGUUUUCAAAUCCAUAAAGGUCCCACAAGUGAUAUAGGUACUUUAAUUAAUUUUAAGGGCGUGGUGCUAGUCUGUUUAUUACCGUUAUAACUCAAUCUCAAGGUCUUUAUAUAAUCAUAAACAAAAGUCUCUAGAAGUAAUUUCUGCAGUAAGGUAUUUACUUGCCUAGAAUUCUUCGGCUGUCCGGUUUCCUGCCCAAUCUUAGUUUCCCACUGGCAAAAUGUCUGCCCAUGAAAUUUCCUUUUUCUUCGACUUUUCCUACUGCAAUUUAGCAUACAACGUUUAAUAAUUGAUUAUUUGUGGUAUCUCAUGCUUUUACUACCUAACGUCUACAUUUGACGGAUCUUUAUGUAUUUUUCAAAGGUCCAUUUUGGAUUUGUGCCACCUUGGUAGUAACCAUAGCGAUAUCAGGAAAUCUAGCGAACUACUUGAUACAUACUGGUGAUCACAACUGGGCGUACGAUUUUCAUAAAAGUAAGUCAGGAAACGCUGAAACUUGUGACGCCGUUAAAAGUUACGAAGAUAAAAUUUUAACAUGACUUUUUUGAAAGUUAUAUGCUGUAUGUACAGUAUUACAAUAACUGUAAUUACGAUAUCUUUCGAGAGGGUAAAAUUUGAAAUUCUGAAAAUUCCUGUAAGUAUUGAACUUAACAUCCCAAUCAAAUCAAGCAUUCAGAUCAAAGAAUAAAUAUGUAUUCAUGAGAAUUUGAAAUCAUAAAAAACAAGACAUUUUAGCCGAGACCAUUACAACCUAUUACUGGCUUUUCAAAAAUAUCAGUGGCCGUUCAUAUCCUUCAAUGCACUUCAAUUCCCUCUUUUAAAUACAAUUUGUAUAGAUGCUUAUUAUUUUUCUAAAUUUGAAUCGACCGUGGAAAACGUUUAAUACGUUCAAAAUGUUGUUCUUACAAGUUCUUGCCCUGAAGGGGGUAUUUUCACGCACUUUUCAUGUCAAUAUUUGUUCAAGUGUAUGAAUACAUUGAUACUUCUUUCCCCCUUUUUGUGUACUUGCUGUACAAUAUGAAUAAUUAGUAUAUAUUUGGGAGGUGCAUGAUGCUUUUCACGCAAUUCGAUUUGUUGCCCAGUUCCGGAUAUCCUUGCACUAUUCACUUCCAGACAGAAAGAAAAUGGCUUCCCGUUUCGUUCCGGUUCCAGACGAGCAAAUUAUUGUACAAAAGGCUGAUUUCCAGUGCUGCGUUUUUCAUCCGUUUUUUACGUACGUACACUUACGUUUAAGGUGGAGUAAUACGAGCAACAAAAUUGCUGCAACUUGCAACAAAUUCUGAUUUCAACGCAUGUUAAUUGAAAAUGUUUACACAUAAGUUACAAAUCACGAAGCAACACGUAUCGACAUUUCUGCUUAACAUGCGUUGAAAUAAGAUUUUGUUGUAAGUUGCAGCAAUUUUGUUGCUCGUAGGCUCCAGCUUUACGUACGGGUGCUACGCAAGCGGAAACGGAUGAGUUGAACCAGCUUCAACUCAUCCGUUUCCGCGUAAACGUGAGUGUACGUACGUAAAAAAACGGACGAAAAACGCAGCACUGGAAAUCAGCCUUAAACGAAGCUGCGGUUUUGCCAAAGACGACGAAAGUUAUUCUUUAAAGCUAUUUCUUCUAAUGAAUACAAUUACUAAAAGCGUGUAAAUACUUUCAGCUGAAAUACAAAUUGUUUUAAAUUUAAAAUAUUUUCGUUGUUUUUUGGUAAUUUUUGUUUUGAUAUGAUAUAAAACAAUUAUCCCCCCACGCUCAGUGUCGGUGAAUAGUGCAAGUAUAUUCACUUCAACGCUUCGCAUUUCGGUGAAAUAUCCUUGUACUAUUCACAUCCACUUCGGUGAAAAAAUUGUUAAAUAUAGUGAGGCGUGAGAGGGCGACUGCAUGGAAGCAGGCCUAGUUACAUAUUGUCGUACUUCCACUAUGACUUUCUGUGAGUUCUGUGUCGCUACACGAAGCGGCGCAGGAGACUGCUAGAAACCUUGCGUAAUAUAGUGGACCGUUACAGAGCUCAGAGAAAGAGUGAUUUGAGGAAGUCAAGUAACGUGUAGUUCACUGAUUUUAUCGCAUUAUUCUAGUAACAUUCGCUGCUGUUGCAAUAUUUGCCUACGCUUGGUUGGUACCUGUCGGUGUGUGGGGUGUUCUGACGUGGCGUGGAAACACAUCGGGAUAUUCAUUUCUGGAAAUAAUAUGCGUCUAUGGUUACUCCUUGUCUAUAUUUAUUCCAAUAUCGGUAUGUACGAAAAGAACAUCAUAUAGAACCAUUUCAAUUGUUAAUUGUUGGUUGUCAUAGUCGAACAGCAUGCAAGAUGGGUAUACCACAUUUUAAUAUGCUUAGCUGUUUAGGUAGCCUAUGACCAUAGCUCCUUACAGGUAUGUGUUGGCGAUUCACAGGCAUAUGCAUGAUUUAUAACACAUUUUACCCUAUAAAAUAUCUUAUUCCCAUAAAUUAUACAUUUGGCGAAUGGAUUGUACAUUUGACUAUUGCUUGUGACAAUCUUCAUUGAAAUAGCUGUAGAGCUUAAGAUUAAGAUACAUAUGGCACGUCGUAGCUAUAGUGCCCAGUGAGGCUUGGGCAUGCUUGUUGAUCUUAUUUCUGCGGAGGUUAGCCAAUCUUCGAUGGAAUUAGGCUAUUAUGGCGCAGUCGUAGUACCAGGGGUCCACUAAGCAUGACGACCAAAACUAGUGGUCUGGGAACGUGAAUGCAUCCUUAAACGGAUUUCCAGGUGUACGGCCCGGGGCAGAUUCCUCCCCCACCUGGGAAGUUGGGCUCAAAUUUUCUUCGAAAUUUUACUAACAAAGGUUGUCUUGCGGGUAGGAACACCGCAGUCAAACGUAAAGCACAUGCGCGAGUCUACGAAAAUGGCGGCAGAAAUGUCUGCCCAAAUAAUAGGAGUAAAUUCUGUUACCCCAGAAUUCUUAACUGAACUAACUUUUUGGGUUUUGCAGUGCACGUUUCGAAUUUGAUGUUUCAACUUAUGGAGGAAGCGUUUUUCCAUGGCUCCCAAACGUUAGCGCGUUCUCCCUUAUACCUCUUAAAGUAACGCUUGCUACUGAAAGUUAUAUAGGCCAUAUGUGGAGCAAGAUAUUGCUUAAAUUGUUGACUACGUAUGAACUAAAUGUACUUAGUUUCCAAUAUGUGUCAAUGUUUUUGUACUAAAAGCUAUUUGAAUAUAAAAAAGCUAUUUGAAACUAAUUUUUUGCACAAGCCAUUAUAAAAGAGUAAUUUUAACCCACAAUCGCUAUUCCUCAUGUUACCAUGACAACAUGACGUCACCAUCUAUAUGGCCUAUAUCAACAAAAACAGCCGUCUUAGCGGACAGAUAAGUGCGGUGACCUACCUUUUUUAUUGCAGAAAAUACAUUGUUAUGAAGUUUUGAAUCUUUUUGAAAGUUAUUUGAAAAUCGCCAGUGUAGUUUUCGAGAAACUGAAUUUCAGCCUUUCCAAAGGCUAAAAUGCAGUCUUAAAGGCUAAAAUUCAAUUCGAAAACUACACUGGCGAUUUUCAAGAAGAGUAGCGAUUGUGGGUUAAAAUUACUCUUUUAUAUAAGAAGAAACAAUGGCUUGUGCAAAAAAUUAGUUUCAAAUAGCUUUUUAGAUUCAAAUAGCUUUUUGUUUAAAACACUGACAUAUAUUGGAAACUGCAGGGAGCCUCCUUAGGUGGAGUUGUGGUUGGGUUUUCUCGCGGUGCUCCAGUUUCCUCCUGUACCGUAAAUAUUGAUCUUCCACCUAGCUUUGCUGCGUGAUCAGAUAUUUUGUCGUAUGGCGGCAGCAAAAGUGCUUUAGUAGUAGUUUAGCUCUGAGCUGCCAGCACCCUCGUACUUUUUUGUCUAAUUUAAAUCGAACUACUGUAGUUAAAAAACACUUUAAGCGUGAAAACGAACUUAAAAAGAACUCUAGAAGCGUGAGUUUUGUUCACCGAAAUUAUUUCUUCCAGAUACUGUGGGUAAUACCAUUCGAACUGGUAAGAUGGAUCUUGGUAAUUAUUGGGCUUUGUCUCUCAGGUAACGUGUGACAGCGUGUACGAAUAUUGUAAACAAUUUUUAUUGAUGAUGAAAGGUAUCUUAUAGACCCAUUUUACCUUGUAUACCGUCUUGGAUUAAGGUUACAGAACACGUUUGAGUGUUAAUUUUGCCUAAAAUUUUUUUAUUGGUUUCAAUGAAAGCAUUAGACUAGUUCUACUAUCUGACCAAGUUUGAACGAAAAAUGUUGAAAACUCGCAGAGUUAUUUAAUAAAAUACAUUUCGCUGCAAUAAGAAAAGCAUUGAAAAUGUAAUAUUCAAAUUCAAUUUUCUCACGAAACAUUUUACGGUAAUUACUGAUUUUCAAACGAGUUAUGCUCCUGCGGGUUUUAACCAAUUUUUCUCAAAUUUUCACAGGACAUAGCUAAAUACGUCAGUUUCAAAAUUGUGUUCGGCUUUUUUAAAAUUUUGGAUAUUUUAAAAAUAAAGAGCAAUUCACUCAAACAAUUCAGAAAUAUAUUGCAGUCGUCAAAGAAAUCGCCAUAUCAGCGGAAUGACGAAAUAUACAAAAAUGUCCGAACACAAUUUUUUAGAACAACUAUUUUACUUUAUUUUCAUAAAUAUAACUUAAAACCAGCAGGAGCACAACUCAAAAGCGUAAAGGUACCGCGAUUUAAGAUUUUCCUGAAUAAUUCUUACAUUAUUUUAUUGUUUGUUAAUUUUACAACUUUACCAUAUUUUACAUGCACUGGAGAACAUUUGGUGAAAAUUUGAUGAAAAUCGGACUGAUAUUGAGUGCGCAGUAGCGAUUUUCCGCAAAACGCCAAAAAGGGUGUCCUGUAACCUUAAAGGGCAAAUACGUGACUAGAGAAAAUUAUUUUCCAUUUGUUGCCUAAAUCUGUUGUAAAUAAAAGCAAAAAUUUGCACUGAAACCUCAAGAAACAUAUAAAGAAACGUUAUUACAUUGUGUAUGCUAAGCUUCAUCGAGAAUAAACCGCAUUGACGAUGAACAAACGAAUUUAGUAGUUCAGCUCCAAUUUCGUCCUGAUGAGACUUGGUAUGUUCGAUAGAAAAUCAUUUACGUAUUCCUAGUGCUUUCAGUGCAAAUAUUUUUGCUUUUUGAAAUGAAAGCUUGGACUUCUAAAAACGUGACCAGUCACUUGUUUGCUGUUUACUUACUGAGAAGUUGAAAUUCAAAAUGUUCAUAUCCUUGCGUUUAUUAUUCCAUAGUGCAUUAUAUUUUAUGAAUAUAGUGUGAAUUUAGUGAAUAUAUUGUACAUGUAAACUAAUUCUACAUCCGCUACGCCUCUUUUUCAAAAAUUCCAGAAAAUUUAAAACAAAAAAUUCCGAGAAUUUUUUAAAAAGUCUUUAUAAUGGGCAGUUCUAAGACUUAUAAUGGGCAGUUCUAAGAUUGAGUUUCGAAAACUCAAUUGAGUUUUCGAGUUUUAUAUGAAAACUAGUUAUAAGUUAUGCGUCCAUACAGAUAUUUGAGGCAAAAACAGAAGCAAAUGUCAUUCUGAAAACACAGGAAAUGGUCAUUCUGCAUGGGACGUCUAAAAUUGAACAUUUUCCGGAGGAGAUGCAUGCCCCAGGACCCUCCUAGUUAUUCAGGUAUCCAUCAAGCCAUAACCUCGUUUCUACCACACCCGUUUCGCUACUUCUAAAUGGGUACAUAACCAAUAUUCUAAAUUUUAGAAUGCGGGUAAUACCCAUGCUAGGUAUAUACCUGAGCUACUUGAACUGAAGACAAAACCACAAGCAUUGGGCAAAAGUUUUACUUAUAAAUACAACUGACCGUAACUGGCGGUCGAUGAGGUGGGUGUUGGGAAAACUGGUUUAGGGGUUAGAGGUUAUGGUCGAGUUGGGGUUAGGAUUGCUCAGGUAUAUAUCUAGCAUGGGUAUUACCCGCAUUCUAAAAUUUAGAAUAUUGGUUAUGUACCCAUUUAGAAGUAGCGAAACGGUUGUCUACCACACAGUUAGCCUGUGUUCACUACCUCACUGUGUGUUCUUGCCGAAAUGGGCAGUUCUAGAUGUUUCUUAUGACCCCGGAUAUAUCAAGGAUUAAUAAUAAAAGUGUUUAUUUUAGGAGCGGUUCUUGUUUUAACAUUCUGGCCUGCAGUUAGGGAUGAUGAUAGAAAGGUAAUAUACAAUAUUAGAAUAUAUUGUAGUCACUUCAUGUCUUCUCAUUGGCCAGUAGCUUGGAGCUAAAUAUAGAACUCACGCAAUUCACAUAUAAUAGUGUUAUCCCCUAGCAGAUAACACUGUUAUCUAUAGGUUGAGCCGGCGAUAUAUAAUUUUAUAGCCAGCUGCAGUUUUAAAUACACGAAUAAAAACAAGAAAAACCCCAACAGGAACUGCGAACGGCGUUUUUGUGAAUGAUUUUUGUGCAAAAAGCAGAACUUUUUGACAUUUUUUAUCGGAACUUUAGUAGCUGGAUGAUUGAGUUUUCUAUUAUUUUUCAUGCUGCAUGUUAUUGUUCGACAUUUUAUAUCGUUUUCACUGCUUUUUUUAAAACCAAACGUUGUUUUGUGCGACAAAUCAUUGUUUGUCGAAAGGGUUUGAAACAGUUAUUGAAUCCAGUGAUAUCCCGAUUUAUCAAGAUUUCGGUUGAUAACACUUGGUUAAGCUGAAUUUCAGACGGUCACUCGUUGAGAUGUCCCAAAAGUGGCCGUCUGAAAUUCAGGCGAACACUCACUUCGACCUUGAUAAUUCUGGAUAUCACAAAAAAACUCAUCUAAUAACUGUUUAUCAUGUGAAAUGUAAUAUUCUGACAUUAGCGAGCUUAAGCAAGUGACGUUUUUGACAACACGUCACUUGCUUAAGCUCACUAUUGUUUUAGGUACACCUUUAAGUCUCGGCACAUUUGAGGGUCGAAGUUAAAUAUUGAAUAUCUUUGCUGUCUCUUUCUAGGUGGCGUGGACUAUACUUUUUGUGAUUUUCCUCCUUCAUGGCAGCCUUGCAAUUGGUUUCAAG